CACGCGCACAUCUCUAUAAUUUAUAUCAUUUUGUAUUAGAAUCGGGUUCGGAUCGUGUAAAAUGGAUUUCGGGGCGCUGCUGCACUACGCGAAGAAGAAGAACGAUGCGGCCACCAAGGACGAGCGCCCCGGACAGGGCAAAUACUACAGCACCAAGUAUGCGCCACCCAAAAAGGAGUCCAAGGAGUCCAAGCAGCUGUCCAACAACAUCCAAAAGUUCCUACGCAAAAAGGAGGCAGAGGAGGCAGAACGGAAGCGUGAGGAGCGCCAGAAACUCAACGAGCUGAUGGCCAAACGUGAUGAGAAGUCCAAGAAUAAGAUCCGCAAAAUGCUCAAGGUGACCAAGUCGGCGAACAAGUCCGUGCUGGAAGAUGCCAAGCAAUGCGAAGGAGCAGCCAAUGGCCACGAGGCGGACGAGGGUCAGGGCGAUGACUACGGCUAUGUGUCCAACGAGGCGAACGCCUUCUACGAGAAGUACAUUGAGAAGGUGCGCGAUGUGCAGGAGGACAAGGGAUUUGCUCCGAGCAGGCCGCAAUCCCUGCGCGAUCUUUCCGGCACCAAGGAGCGCGUCAAGGCGGCCAUUACCCGGGAAAGGGAGGAGGCCAAGAGUCACACCCGCCAGAGGAGCAGCACCACCAGUAGCAGCAGUACGCCCUCCUCCUCGUCCAGCGCCUCCAAGUCGAGGGAAGCCCAUGUGGCCCGUUCCUAUAGCACGUCCAGAAGCCUCUACGAUCCGGAGGCCGAGAAGCGCGAGGAGGAGCGCAAGAAGCGGCAGGAGGAGGAGCAGCGCCGGGCCAAAAUGAAGCGACCUGCCCAGCCGCCACCCAUGGACUUCCAGGCACUCCUCCGCUUGGCCGAGAAGAAGCAGCACGAACCGGUGGUCUUUGAGCCCGAGAAGAAGAAAGAACCGGAGCGCCUGCUCUCCGCCCGGGAGAAACGCGAAAUGGAGGAGCGCCAGCGGCAGAAGGAGCAGCGCGCCCAUCGCGACAAGAUGCGGGAAAGCGACGGCAAGGAGGCUUCAGCAUCCAAAGCAUCCACCACCAAUCGCAUGGAGCCCAAUGGACGCAUACCCAAGCUCAACCAAUCCAGGCCAGCGAAUCCAUCAAGUGAAAGCUUCAAAAAGCCAGCUACACCGCCAGCAAAGACCAUCUCAAGCUCCUCCGGCUCCUCUGGCACCUCUGGCUCCUCCUCCAGUUCCAAUGCCCAUUCCUCAACUAGCCGUAGUCAUGCCUCAAGUAUAAAGCCCGCCAGUAAGACAGCUCCCACGGUGGCCAAGCCAGGAUCAACUACAGCGGCGGGGAAACCCAGCUCCAGUUCUGGUAGGGAUGCCCCCUCCAAGAAUCCCUAUGCGGCGGCCAUCAAAAACGGAGCCGUGCGGGAGUUCCCGCCCCGGGAUCGGCCUGCAAUCCCCCCGUCCAGGGAUCGUUCCGCUCCUGCGGCUAGAGAUCGCCCACCUCCUUCGCCGGCCAUGGGCAAAACGCGACAGUUUCCGCCAGCGGAUGUCCAGAGAUCAUCAUCAUCGGGCGGCAGGCAAUUCCCGCCGGCCGAUGUCAAGAGGCGGAAACCCCAAGAACAGCCAGGCAAUAAAAGACGCAUUUACGACGACGACGACGAGGAUGAGUACGAUUCCGAGUUGGAUGACUUCAUUGACGAUGGCGACUGCGAGGAGGACAUAUCCUCGCACAUCCGCGACAUCUUUGGCUAUGAUAAGCGGCGGUAUCGAGGCAUGGACGACGAUGAUCGGGGGAUGGAGUCCAGUUUUGCGCAGAUGCAGCGGGAGGAGUUCAUCAGCAAGAAGCUGGGUCUGCAAGAGGAUCUGGAGGACAUGCGCAUGGAGGCUGCGCACAAGAAACAGAAAAUGGCCAAAAAACGAAGCAAACGCAUCGACGAUGACGACGAUGACUAAUCUCAAAUAUCCGUAAUGCAAGCUUGAACGGGGGCAUUCAAUCCCAUUGUGUUGUUGUAUAUGGAGGAUGUUUUCCGGAGUUCAAGUUCAAGCGAUGCUGAAUCCAGGAGCUGUGCCUAUUAAGUUAAUCAAUCGGCCAGUUAUUGUUUAACUAAUUAGUUUAGUAAAUGCAUACCCAACAGACACAAAAAAAAAACACACACACAUAGUAGGUAGGUGCGCAUAUAUAUAUAUAUAUAUAUAUAUAUAUACAUAUAUAUAUAUAUAGAUAAUCGUCUAUUUUUGAAAUCAAAAACACGCAACUUUAAAACUAACUUCGGCUUGCCGAUAGCUAUUUAACAAUAAUACCCUCGAAAAUGCAAUACAUAUAUUUCACUUUCGGUUUUCCGUCUGAAGAUUUCAGAAUUCAAAUCGAUUUUAAACCAGAAGUUUUCAUUUGAAAUAAGAAAAGAAAUCGAAUUCCUAUUCCCAAUACCUGAAGUUUUCGCUUUAAAUAAGAAUGUAAAUCGAAUUCCAUGAUUUGUUGAGUGCUUUAAUGACCCUUUGGCUUUAAAACCUUCCAAAAUUAAAGUGUGUUGUUGCCUUGUAGGGGGUAUUUUUCCGCGAAAUUUGUAUUUCUUAAAUUUAUAAACCUUUUUGCAUACACUGGUCUGGUGUUUUCUUCUAUUUUUGGCUUUACACCAAUGCAAAGUACUUUAGAUAGGCCCAAAUAAAUAUUUAUAGUACCAAUCCAAGACCUGUCUGAUGUUUAUAAUUUGGAAUUACUAAACCGGAAACUGAGUCAUCCAUGGCGAUAUCGUUUGAUUGGUUGCUUAAUUAACCUAUUUUAAUUGAAUUUAAAUACAUUUUUACACCUGA
Molecule: messenger RNA, 2764 nt
Organism: Drosophila elegans
Lineage: Eukaryota; Metazoa; Arthropoda; Insecta; Diptera; Drosophilidae
Product: protein SPT2 homolog
Exons: 4
Coding region: 62-1906 (614 amino acids)
Biological process (GO): nucleosome assembly; regulation of DNA-templated transcription
Cellular component (GO): nucleolus
Molecular function (GO): DNA binding; histone binding
Source: RefSeq, a predicted model, not a curated record